Candida albicans SC5314 is the source of this 1272-nucleotide messenger RNA. It is a transcript of the gene ECM33, whose product is annotated as Ecm33p. NCBI's taxonomy places the organism in Eukaryota, Fungi, Ascomycota, Pichiomycetes, Serinales, Debaryomycetaceae. Gene Ontology annotation, biological process: fungal-type cell wall organization. Gene Ontology annotation, cellular component: plasma membrane; fungal-type cell wall. Bases 1 to 1272 code for a protein of 423 amino acids. The transcript is spliced from 2 exons. The record is from RefSeq and is a predicted model, not a curated record.
AUGCAAUUCAAGAACAUUCUUGCUAUUACUGCCAUUGCUGGCUUAGCUUCUGCAGCCAACAACUCAACUUUGACUACUGCUACUCCAAGUGUCAAAUCUGAAUGUUCAUUCAAAGAUUUCACCGCUACUGCUUCCAACCAAGUUCAACAAGUUGCUGCUUGUGCCACUGCUGUUGGUGACAUCACCAUUCAAGGUGAAUCUUUUGGUACCGUUGAAUUGACUGGUGUACAACAAAUUUAUGGUAGUUUACACGUUAAAAACGCCACCAAGGCCACUACUAUCAAUGCUGCAACUUUACAAUUAGUUUCUGGUGUUUUGGAAUUCAACGCCAACACCAUCUUGUCCGACUUGAACUUGGCUCAAUUGACCACUGUCGGUAGUUUCAAUUUGAAUGCUUUGCCAGCUUUGGAAAAGACUGGUUUGACUGCUGGUAUCACUUCUGCUGAAUCCGUUGUUAUUUCCGACACUGGUUUGAGUUCAUUGACUGGUAUCAAUGUUUUCAAAUUGAAAGUUUUCAACGUUAACAACAAUGACAACAUUGACACAAUUGAUUCUGGUUUACAAGAAGUCACUGAUACUAUUGACAUUUCUUAUAACGCUGAAAAGGUCGACGUUAUUUUGAAACAAUUGAGCAGUGCUAAGAACAUUGUUUUACAACAAGUUAACUCAUUCAGUGCUCCAAACUUGACCAUUGCUAACGGUUCAUUUGCUGUUUCAUCUUGUUCUGUUGAAAAAGUCGAACUUGCUGAAUUGACUUCUAUUGGUAAUUCAUUGACUAUCAACAAAAAUGAUGACUUGACUGAAUUAGAUUUCCCUAAAUUGAAAACCAUUGGUGGUGCUUUACAAAUCUCCGACAAUAGUGAAUUGAGAUCUUUCUCAGGUUUCCCUAAAUUGGAAAGCAUUGGUGGUUCCGUCAACAUUAACGGUACUUUUGACAAUGGUACUUUUGAAUCCUUAAAGAGAGUUUCCGGUGGUUUCAUCUUGAAGACUGACGGUAAAUUGUCUUGUAGUGCUUUCAACAAAUUGAACACCAACGGUGAUAUUAAAGGUGACAAAUUCCAAUGUGAAGACAGACAAACCACUUCUUCUUCUUCAUCCAAGAAAUCUGGUUCUGCUACUGAAACUUCUGGUUCAAGUGAAACUGGUUCUGAUUCAUCCUCAUCCGCUUCUGGUUCUUCUUCUUCUUCAAAGAAAGGUGGUGCUGCUUCCAACAAUGGUAAGUUAGCUUCCGUCGUUGCUGCUUUUGCUGCUGUUGGUGUUGCUUUAUUCUAA